AUAUAUAUACGCUUUUAUUCCAUUAUAUAUAUUCCCACAUGCUCCAUUUCCACAAACAACUUUAGUAUAAGAGUUCCUCUAAAAUGGCAAAGUUAAACCUAGUUCUUGUUUCCAUGGCCCUCUUCUUGUCCAUGGCCGCACCUUCCUCGGCCACCACUAUCACGGUCAGCUGGUCACUCGGGACAGACUACACCUCCUUGACCAGUAGCAAGACCUUUGCGGUCGGCGAUACUCUCCUGUUCAGCUAUGGCGCCGGCCACACGGUGGAUGAAGUGACGCAGAGCGACUACCAGAGCUGCACCACCGGAAACUCCAUCUCCUCCGACAGCAGCGGCUCCACCUCCAUCACCCUAAAAACCGCCGGCACACAUUACUUCAUCUGCGCCGCUCCCGCACACUGCUCCGCCGGCAUGAAGCUCGCUGUCACCGUCUCUUCCACCGGCGGGAUCCGCUCCCCCUUUUGUAAGAUCACAUAG
Molecule: messenger RNA, 476 nt
Organism: Tarenaya hassleriana
Lineage: Eukaryota; Viridiplantae; Streptophyta; Magnoliopsida; Brassicales; Cleomaceae
Product: blue copper protein-like
Exons: 3
Coding region: 84-476 (130 amino acids)
Cellular component (GO): plasma membrane
Molecular function (GO): electron transfer activity
Source: RefSeq, a predicted model, not a curated record